AUGUUUAGCUUCGACGGAGAAUUUCGUCGUCGGCCGCAGCAAAACUUGGGCGGUGCUUCACUGAAAAGUGACCGUCUGUCAACCAUCCGGAAGGCACAGCAAGAACGCCAGAAGCGGGAGGAAGCCCGACGUCACCAAUGCGGUGCAAUCGUAAUUCAGUCCGCCGUGCGGAGUUUCAUCCACCGGCAGCAUACAAAACAACGCGAACGCCACAAGUUCGACGAGUACCGGAAAACGAACGGUGGCGUGCGUCAGGGACAGGAUUUAGAGUAUCUCAGUAAAAGGAUUAUAUUUUUCUAUCAUCUACGCUCCACCCAGGAUGGAGAACGACUGAUCUUUCUCUGUCAGUACAUGAUAAAGCACCCGGGAGAAGUGUUUAAUCUUGUCGAUCGGGACCCAAUCUGGACAUAUCGUAUCAAACGGCUGCUGGGCUUAUGUCUUGGGCAGAUUCUCCUUCCCGAAUGCUCACCGGCUAUACCGAUGCGCAUGCUGGAAAUUUACUCCUCCAAUACGUACAUCACGAAACAUACCCCGCCGGCUGGAGUAGAUCGGCAGCAAUACAUGCAGCGCUACCUUGUAACCGUUUACAGUUACCUUAUCGAACAGCAUUAUUUCGGAGUCGUGCGGCGACUUAUCGAGGAAAAGGUGCCACCGGUCGAUACGGAUUCUAGCUCACUGGCCCACCCAAUCGCAGGUGCCCUAUUUGAAAUGAUUUUGCGCCCGCUGCAGCUCAUCCAUCCUGACCCGCGGGAUAUCCUCAGCCGGCAGAUACUGCAAUCGUUCACGUUCAACGUGCUCUCGCCGGAUCUGUCCGAUCAGAUCAAACACUUUGUGUUACCGGCGUUGGGCGAGCGCAAGGAUUUCCCGUACUGGACGCUCGUGAGGUGUAUUUCCGACGAGUAUCAGGGCCUGCUCGAUUACAAGAGCUCGAUCUUGAUCGAUCUGACGGAUGAUACAUUUACCGGAAAUGUGUCCGCACGGAAGGGUGGCACUCCGAAGAAAGCCCGCAAGGAUCAAUCGACGAACGAGCGCCUGUGGUUAACUAGCUCGCUGUUGUUCGCCUUUCUGAAGCUAGACGAGCGGCACGUGGAUGAUACAUCGAAUACAAAAGGGCAGUUCAGUGCCUACCUCAAAGUAGUCGCCUCAAUGGUGGACAAUAUUACCAAACUACCUCGGAAGACGAUCCGCUCAUCAGUCAACCGGCCUUUGGAUGACUCGAGUGACUCGGAAUCAGACACGGAAGACGGUUCGUCUCUAAGUUCACGGGAGGCCGCCCUACUGCAGGAGGUUAUAGUCAUGCUUAACGAACGGCGUCGCGUGUCGUUUUUCGUACGCAUGAUCGACGCCGUGCUGGACGAACCGGUGGCCGUGCAGAACCUGUGCCAGAUCUGCCACCAGCUCAUGACGUACAAUCGAAUGGCGGUGUACGAGUACAAGCUGCUGUACAUGCUCGCGUCGAAGCCCAUGAUUAUCCGGGGCCUUUGGUACACAUUGACCGCCCACACGAUGGGUCAACUGUUUACCUCUCCGAUCGUGCUGCUUUCAAAGGGACUGAAUAUCUCGAAGGAAGAUUCCGAUCGUACCAUUCCGGUUCUGGCAUCGUUCUGUGCCCUGUUCGGUCGGCUUAUCGCCUCGUUACAUGACGGAGAGUUCGUGCAGGAAAACGUUCUCCCGGGGACGGUCAGCAGUAUCAUGCCGUUCAGCAUAGCGGAAUUGAUCCCGCUUAGCACGACGUUGAAGGAAAUUUCACUUGGUCUCGUCGAGCUAGCGUUCCCCGAGACACGCUCCUUCCUGCACGAGAACUAUCGCACGAUGAUAUCUUCCCUCGGCGGGACAAACAGCGCAGAUGCAACGGGGGGUCGUGCAGGAUCAGGCAGACGUACCGAACGGCUGCAGUCCGAUCAGAACAGGCAAACUUGGCCUCAUCUGCUGAAGGUGUGCGUUUCGUUGCUUCGCCAGAUACACACGCGUGACCUGCGCCGCUGUUUCUGCCCUGAAGGGCACUGGACGGCGCAAAAUCUGAACCUUCCGCUUGACAAACCCACCGAUCUGCACCUUUCGAGGGGUUCAAGGCGCGGCCCACGCCCGUUCCAGCCCAUACGCGAUUUUACCCGCGAGGACAUAGAGGAUGGGCCGCCACUCUCCACCAAGCAGAUUCGUUCGAUCACGAUACUGCGCGAGAUUCCGUUUGUGGUACCGUUCAACACCCGAGUCGGGGUGUUCCAGGGGCUUGUGGCGGCCGAUAAACUGCGCACGCAAGGAGAUUUGCAAGGGUUCCUGCAAGGACCCUCGAUUCAUCUCACCGUCAGAAGGUCCCAUCUGUACGAGGAUGCGUUCGAUAAGCUAAGCCCAACGAACGAGCCUGAUCUACGACCAAAGUUUCGCAUAGAGAUGGUCAAUUCCGUGGGUCUUCGCGAGGCUGGCAUCGAUGGUGGUGGCGUUUUUCGUGAGUUUUUGUCUGAGCUAAUCAAGCUGGCUUUCGAUCCGCAUCGAGGCUUUUUUAUGAUAACGAAAGACAAUAUGCUUUACCCCAACCCGAGUGUGGGGAAAAUUGUGGAGGAUUUCCAGCGUCAUUACUACUUCAUCGGGCGCAUCCUAGGUAAGGCACUGUACGAAAACCUGCUCGUGGAACUGCCGCUGGCGGAAUUCUUCCUCUCCAAGCUGGCCGGCAAACAUUCGGACGUGGACGUUCAUCAGCUAGCCUCGCUAGAUCCCGUGUUGUACAGAAAUUUAAUGUCUCUUAAGGCGUACGAAGGGGAUGUUGCUGAUUUAGGAUUAGAUUUUACUAUCGUCUGUGAUGCGUUGGGAGAAACCAGGGUGGAAGAACUAAAACCGAACGGUGCCAACAUCAUCGUGAACUCGUCAAACCGUAUCGAAUACAUCCAGCUGAUGGCGGACUUCAAACUGAAUCAGCAAAUCCGUGCGCAGUGUGCCGCGUUUCGGCAAGGGCUAGCCAACGUCCUGCCGAUCGAGUGGCUGUACAUGUUCAGCAACAAGGAACUACAGGUGCUGAUCUCCGGUGCCGAGAUUCCGGUCGACGUCCAUGACUUGCGGCAGCACACGCGAUACGGGGGCGACUUUUCGCUUGAACAUCACACGAUCCAGCUGUUCUGGAAGGUGGUCGAACAAUUCGACGACAUCCAGCGCCAGUUGUUGCUGAAGUUUGUCACCAGCUGCUCGCGUCCGCCUCUGCUCGGCUUCAAGGAUCUCGACCCACCGUUCUACAUACAAAACGCGGGCGACACCGACCGCCUGCCGUCGGCCAGCACGUGCAUGAACCUGUUGAAGCUGCCGGCCUUCGAGGAGGAAGAUGUGCUGCGCGAGAAACUACUGUACGCCAUCCAGAGCGGGGCUGGCUUUGAACUGAGCUAAGGUAAUACAUUCGACGAGUGAAGGAUUCCCGGGAAGGGGGUAGUAAAAUCUUAUGAAUGUUAGCUUAACUUUUGUAAGCAAAAGUGGCGCUCUGACGCACCCAUGAAGCGGCUUUUCUCUACUUCCCUUCGUUUGGUGUGAACAUA
Molecule: messenger RNA, 3518 nt
Organism: Anopheles nili
Lineage: Eukaryota; Metazoa; Arthropoda; Insecta; Diptera; Culicidae
Product: ubiquitin-protein ligase E3C
Exons: 9
Coding region: 1-3372 (1123 amino acids)
Biological process (GO): ubiquitin-dependent protein catabolic process; protein polyubiquitination
Molecular function (GO): ubiquitin protein ligase activity; protein binding
Source: RefSeq, a predicted model, not a curated record